AUGAAAGCAACAGUGAUAAAACUAUUGGUCUUCCUGAGUUUGACAAGCCAGAUUGGAGGUCAAAGUAAGUUUUUAUUAUAAAAGUAUAACCAAACCUCCGUAUAACAAAUCGCAGGGCCAAAAAGAGAGCUAUCGAAGGCUCAUGUAAAGGGCGGUUAAUGCAAUCCUAAAAAUGAGUUAUCUGACCUUUGAAAUUGUUUGUUAUAGACAGGUUUUGUUGUACAGGGGUUUUGCAAUACUAAGAAUUUUUUGGGUGAACAUUCUUGGAACCUCUCUACAAUGCACUUUCAUACACAAGAUCUCUGUAUAACAGACUGUUUCUGAGCCUCGAAAAAGUCAAUUUUAUGCCAAAAUUAACCUUCAUACAACGAAACACUUAUAAAAAUAUAACUUUUUUUUGGUCCUUGUAAUUUGUUAUAUGCAGGUUUUGGCUGUUUCUUAAAAAUUCAUUUGAAGGAUAAAAAAAAUUUAAUUUCUAAAAUUUGGAAAAUUUGUUACCCAUUUCAGCCCUGACUAACCAGCCAGUCCAAUCUAAAUAUUUUGAAAUGCGUCUGGAAGACUUCCACGACACCUCCCCUCAAAGUAUGGGGGUCUAUCCCACGCUAUCGGAACUCUCUUUGGACGCCCUUUUGGAUGAUGAGAAAUCCCCUCCAGAUGUGUAUUACCGACAAGUCUUUAGCAACAUGAAAAAGGUGGCGCCGAACUUGAAGACAUUGUCCAUUUAUGGAGGAUACAAGUUCAGACCCGAAUAUCCGGUAAAUGAAUGCUUUCUUUCUGAGAGGGGAAGUACUCCAAGUGCGACGCUCAGAUUUUGAUGAAACUUGGCACAAAUUUAGAAUAACUUUUUCUAAGACAUAUGCGAGAAUCCUAGCUCACGCUUUGCAGAAACAACCGAGAUUUUUAGAUCGAAAGUCGGCAAAAAAUUUACACUUUUUGCCGAAUUUCUGCACGAAAAGUUUCAUGCCAAUUUCUACCGUAAAGGAUAAUUUUUCUACAAAAAAUAAAAUUUUUCCGAACGAAACUGCCAAAGUUAUGGCCAAAAAACGUUUUACUCUCUGACCGCUCUCCGCGUUUCGCGUGCUCUCUCGGCUACAAAAACAGUUCCUUAUCUCGGUGGCGCUUGCAAAGCGCGAGCUAAAACUUUUAGGAAUCGAUAUUUAGUUUUUGCCCGACGCGUGUGCAAAAUUUAGAGAAAAUCUGAGCGUCGCACUUGGGGUACUUCCCUUGUGAGUAAUAUCUUAUUUUUUGAUGCUAAACAUCUUAUUUUUCAUGAUGAUGCAUUUCUAGAAAAGCUACAUGAUCAGCAACGAGAUCCAACACAUCCAACGGAGUCUUCGGACCAUCGUGGGCGAAGCCCAUCAUGCCGGGAUAAACUUUGGCGACAUCAACAUGCAGGCCGUCCUCUAUUUCCCCGAGCGAAUGGUCCAAGAGUCCAACUACUUGUCGCUGAUCAAGAAACAUUUCCAUGUUGUCCGCACCAUUGGGCCUCGAGUUCAAUGCAAAUUUAUGAUCGAGAACACUCCGGUGGAGCUGUGGAUCACCAUGGAAGACGAGAUGUUCUGGCGCACCACUGGCAUCGACAGAACUCCGUUCCACGGCCGCGGCAAACGGCAGUUUGGAGUGCAGAAAAAACAUGAAGCGCUGUAUCAUUUGGAAGAUUUCUUUUAUGAAAAGGUGGUAAAGGAGAGAAAAGCGACCAGAUUCAUUUUGUUCUCGCCUAUUAAUAUGUUUGGAAGUGCGCCUCAAGGGCCGUAUGCGAUUGCGGCGAAGAAUUUGAAGACUUUGUCGCCGAAUGCGGACCACGUCCAAAUGUACGGCGGAGGGCAUGCGGCGUUGAAGGUAAGGUGGUGAUAAGAUGGGGGAGGAAAGAGCUGUAAAAGCAAAAGCUUUGAGAAGCCGUGACAAAUCGGAAAGGAAGUUUUACUUUGCCCCGACACAAUUCAUUUCCUCGCCGACGAUGCGAUUUUUGAUGCGACAGAGUGCUCUUUACUUUCGCAACUGACUGUUAUAAUAAUGGGGAUUUGCCGCAACGAAAUAUCUCGUCUCAUCGGUAAAUUCCUGGCCGCGGCCACCGCACACCGGUGAUCCAGGCUUGCGAAUCCACAUUGCAAUACUGCUGGCCCGAGAUGCCCAGAGCUGAACUUUUUCAAGGCCGUUAAACGCAUUGUUAACAAACUUUGGAAAGGAAAAAAUAUUCUUUAUAUCGGAGCUUGUAUCAUCAAGAAAGAUAAACAUCUUUGUUAGAGAAUUUCUGUAGACAACCUAAUUCUUAAAAAUAAGUUUUUCAGAGUUCAAGUGAGUUCCCCGGCGAGCUCAACCUUCUCCGUGACAACCUUUACGCGGCUGUGCAAGCGGUCCAACAAGCGGGAAUGAGCGUCGACAAUGUGAUGCUCAAGGUGUAUUAUACUGGAGUGGUAAGUAAUUUUUUUCAAAUUUUACGUAGGUGCACCUAUAUAACUAUUUUAAUUUUUCAAUCCCAAAUUUCAACUUUUUCAAGAAGUUUAGGGUUUCUUAAAUCGCGUUAUACAGAAACUAGAGACCCCAUUAACUCUAUAAAUUAUUUUUUUUACAUUCAUCUUUAAUUUAACUUCCCAAAUCAUUAAAUUUCAGUCGAUUCCCAACGCAAAUGCGGUGAUUUCCCAAGUGUUCAAAGUGACGCCCUCUCCUCAUGGUCCCACCGCCCAAUUCUUGGCCUUUUCCAUUGGCCAGACCCCUGUUCGGAUGGAGAUUGGAUUCACUUUACCGGCGGAAUAUGCGGCUCAGAUUGAUCCAAAAUCUCAUCGCAGUGUGUUCGAGGUGAUGCCAAUGCAUUUGCAGUUCGAUUCGUUGUUCGAAAAGAUCUACAAGAAGAGAACGUUGUAUCAGAAUGGAUGCAGAGCAAAGGGACUGCCCAAACAAGGAGUUUUCGACCCGUGUGGAGUCAAGGUAAAUUAACUUUUCAAAAAAUAAGAGUUUUGCGAAAUUCUAAAAAAUAUGUCAUCAUGACAUAUUUUUUGAUGCUUGAACGUAAACUUUUUCUUUUCUACGAUCGUAGCAAAGCUAUACAUAGCACAAUACAACGUAUAGCUUCCAUCACAGUCAUCUUUCCAGUUCAUUUUACACAAAAUUCCAAAAAAUCCGUCAUCAUGACAUCCUUUAGUCAAUAAAAUAUAAAACAAAUUUUGUCAAAACAUUGCUUUGUCAGUCUAAUCCUGCUCAAAUAAAAUUUUUUGCUAGUCAUUACAGCUUCUUAACCCAAUUUUUGAGUAAUGAUGACGGAUUUUUUGGAAUUUGAAAAAUCAUAAUUUUGAUGGUUUCCACCUCAAAAAUCAACAAAUUUCAGAUCAUUGCUCCUCAACAAACCAUCGAAAGUUUUGCGAUUAUAAAUCCAGCCACCACGGAGAAGCAAACUCAGCUCUUGCAUCUUACACUUGGUUCGAAUCCCCCGUUCCAUCUCAGAAAUAUGUCGCAAAUUUACCACCAGGCUUUCCGAAAUCUGAAAGCAAUUGCUCCGAAUCUUCGCGAUUUGAGUAUUGAUGCAAAAAUAACCAUCGACAGUGUGAGUUUUGGGCAUGAGUUUAGGGAAAAUUUGAUUUUUGAAAUUUCGAAAAUCAAACAAAUUUUUCUUUCUAGAAUCCUUAAUUUUUUGUUUUUCUGAGAUUUGAAUAUUCAAAUUUUUAAUUUUAAUUUUCGAAAUUUUUAGCAAGCCUCCGAAAAGGUUGGAAUAAUCAAAGCCGCCGUGAAGGAGAUGGUCAACGCCGCCAUCGAAGCCAAUAUAAAUUUGGCCAGAGAAUACGUUAAUUUGAACUUGGAUUUUGUUGGGGUACGUUGCACAUCUUAAAAUUACUUUUUUUUUAAUUCUGUAUAUGUAAUACUUAAAAAUUUCAAUGCAAAAUACGACCUAGAUCAAAUACCUUCAGUUUUACACCAAUUUUUCAGUCAUUCCCCUCGCCCAGUGCCUGGGAACGUCACAUGGGAGUCCCCGACAUUCCCCUCAAUCCCCCGUAUAAACUCGAAUACUACGAAGAUGAUGUUUUGGUCCGAAUCGAGACCAAUUAUUCGGCCGGAAUCUCGCGACGACGCUUUUCAAAGCUUCGCCGACGAGCGAAUCGUCGUCGCCUUCGAAUCAAAAUCUAA
Bursaphelenchus xylophilus (pine wood nematode) is the source of this 4116-nucleotide messenger RNA. NCBI's taxonomy places the organism in Eukaryota, Metazoa, Nematoda, Chromadorea, Rhabditida, Aphelenchoididae. The record is from the annotation of a GenBank genome assembly.